GAAAGGGAGGAGAUCUAAGGUAUGUAGCCAUGAAGCGUAAAAAAACAUGAGGUAUGAAAAACACCUGAAGUAUGAAAUUCGUUCGUUCGUUCGUUCAAAUGUGUGUGAUAGUAUUGGUGGUAUGAAAAAGGUCCAUGAAGUGUUGUGUAGUUCCUAAGGAUCCAUGGGAAGCGUUGUAGUGGGGACAAGACAUGGACAUGAACAAGAAUAUGAAUGUAGAACAGAAAAAGAAGAAGGAAACAAAGACGCAGACCCAGUGACUGACAUCUAUCCAUCCGAGCUUGAACGCUCGCGGAAGGCGCCGGAUAUCAAAUACAGUAUCACCGGUAUUGCCAACGCCAACAUCGGAUAUCACCGCCACCCAUACAGUAAUCCACAAUACAAACGUUGACGCCAGCGCUGAAGAUUGACGUCGGAGACAGACGCCCAGCGAGAUCGUUAAGGUAAUCGAUAUCGUAUUACACUGUAUUACAUCGUAUCAUAUCGUAUCCAACGAUAUCGUGUCGCAUCGAAUAUUAUCGCAUCAUAUCGAAUAUUAUCGAAUAGCAGCGGAUGGUAGCGGAUUGAAAUCGGAUCGGCUUGUAUUGUAGGGCACUGAGCCCGAGCGGAAACUGUAACGGAGCUCGCACCGCACUUGAUCACCAGGGGGAGAAAGGUUCCAGUCCAGCCGGGUUACGAUUUCGAUGUUGCGAUGUGUGACGUGCGCCAUGUCCGGGUGGGUUCGCGAGGGUUCGGUUCGAAGGAUUGGAGCUCGAACCGUGAUCAAAGAAGCAAAAGUAAAGGGGUAGGGACAAG
This is a messenger RNA of Fomitiporia mediterranea MF3/22, 795 nucleotides long. RefSeq lists its product as uncharacterized. The transcript has a single exon. The coding region runs from base 164 to 391 and encodes 75 amino acids. The record is from RefSeq and is a predicted model, not a curated record. Lineage: Eukaryota; Fungi; Basidiomycota; Agaricomycetes; Hymenochaetales; Hymenochaetaceae.